This is a messenger RNA of Passer domesticus (house sparrow), 1309 nucleotides long. RefSeq names its product G protein-coupled receptor 39 (gene GPR39). Lineage: Eukaryota; Metazoa; Chordata; Aves; Passeriformes; Passeridae. The record is from RefSeq and is a predicted model, not a curated record. Gene Ontology annotation, cellular component: membrane. Gene Ontology annotation, biological process: G protein-coupled receptor signaling pathway. Gene Ontology annotation, molecular function: G protein-coupled receptor activity.
CGCAGACUCUGACUUCUGCUGGGGCCAGCACCAAAAGCUGAUUUGCUUGCUGGGGAACAGGCAAGCACGGAAAGCAGAGCAGCUCUCACAGUGAAGGGCUGGGGAACAGAGGCUUCACCCUGUGGAGAAAGGAGGAGGAGAAUACAAAAAGAGAAAGAGGUGUUUGCCAUAAAGAAAGGUGUGGCUGGUUGAGACACACUCCUUGUACCUGACUGCUCGGACAUGUGUGGCUCGGGGAGAGGGGCAAGGUGAGGAAGGAUCUGUCUGCUGUGAGCUUGAAACUUGGAGAGGGCAGGAGAGCACCUCCUCCACCCUGGGACUGCUCAUGGCAGGAGAGACUCCCUCUUCAGACUGUUCUUCUCUCAUUGACCACAGCCAUGUCCCGGAGUUUGAGGUGGCUCUGUGGGUCAAGAUCACCUUGGCCUUAAUCUAUAUCUGCAUCUUUGUCGCGGGCCUCUUGGGCAACAGCAUCACCAUCAAAGUCACCAGGAUCCUGCAGAGGAAAGGCUACCUGCAGAAGGAGGUCACUGACCACAUGGUGAGCCUGGCCUGCUCCGACCUGCUGGUCAUCCUGCUGGGCAUGCCCGUGGAGUUCUUCAGUGCCAUCUGGAGCCCCUUUUCCACGCCCAAUGGCAACAUUGCCUGCAAGCUCUACUACUUCCUCUUCGAGGCCUGCAGCUAUGCCACCGUGCUGCACGUGGCCACGCUCAGCUUUGAGAGGUACGUGGCCAUCUGCCACCCCUUCCGCUUCAAGGCCGUGUCCGGACCCCGCACGGUGAAGCUGCUCAUCGCCUUUGUCUGGGGCACAUCUCUUAUCGUGGCUCUGCCCCUGCCCUUCGCCAUGGGCACGGAGUACCCCCUGGAGACCAUCGAGGGCUACCAGGGAACGAGUUCCUGUGUCAAGCCUACUCCCAGGCACUACAUUCCUGAGCUGAAGCACAACAUGACCAUCUGCACCUGCCUCUCCUCCAAGUGGGCUCUGUUUCAAGCCAGCGUCUUCAGCGCCUUUGCUGUGUACAUCGUCGUGCUGGGCUCUGUCACCUUCAUGUGCCACAGCAUGAUGAAAGCCCUGAUGAUCCACAAGAAGGGGGCUCUGGCAGUGGAGGGUGGACCAAAGCACCAGGAGCAGUUCCUAAGGAAGAGUGAAAGUUCGGAGGGCAAGAGCUCCAGGAGACAGAUCACUUUAUUCCUGGGUAAGACAUGUCCUGCUCUACCUCCCCUACCCCCUUUCCACUUAGGAAGAAAGCCCAGAAACCUCAGGUUUUUUCUCACCAAGCUCUCCCAAAGGGUUUGAAAGUGGUACAAAAUG